ACGUCAGCGUCCUCUCCGCACAAAAGCCCUGCCCCCUUUUUUCAUGAGGAUUUCUCCUCCGCCAUCGUUACUUUACGUGUAAUCACGAUUACUAAAUCGGAUUACGAUACUUUUGUUGUGUUUUAACGAGGCCGUGCGAGUGUAGCGGGCGUCGGAAAUGGAUGUGGACCACCAUGAAAGCAGCGGCGAGACCAAAUCGGCCAUUAAUACUUGGCGUUAUCGCCACCAUUUCACGUACAAGGCAGAUCAGGGGAAAAAUAUCAUCGUACAGUGUAAUCUGUGCCUGCCGAGGGUCAAUCUGCUGUCCACGUCGAAAACCUCCACAUCAAACCUAAAGAAGCAUUUAGACAGAACUCAUUUGGGGUGUGAAGCCAGGCCUGAUGCCAAGAGGGGAAGGAAGAAAGAGGAGUACAACGGCGAGGAAAGUAGACACUGUCAGCUCAAGAAGCUCAAAGCUGAGAUCAUUUCCAAAUGUAUAACUCAAUCUAAGAUUGAUGAGUUCAUCUUUAACUUCAUCGUGGAGGACUGCCAUUCGUUUUAUGUGCUGGAGCAGCCGGGCUUCAGGAAGCUGAUUGCUGGUUUGACUGAGGGGUUAAAGGUCAUGGACCGGGUGACUCUGUUCACAAAGGUGGAUCAGAGUUUCUCCAGGAUGCGAGAGGAGCUGAUGUCCAAGCUCAGCAGCAUCCAGUACGUGUGCACCACGGCGGACAUCUGGACAGCCAACAACAGGAGCUUCUUUGGGAUGACCUGCCACUGGAUCGACACUGAGUCCCUGGAGAGGAAGUCCGCCGCCCUAGGGUUUGUGCGCCUGCAGGGCAGGAUCACAUACGACGCCAUAGCCGGGCGGAUACACGACAUCCAUGUGACGUACAAUUUGGAGAGUAAAGUCCAGACUACAGUCACGGACAACGGCAGUCCAUUCGUCAGCGUGUUCAGAGAGUUUGCCGUGGACACCACGGAAACCGACGACGACAUUGGCUUCUACGAGAACGUGAGUGCCGUGCUGGAGGGCGAGCCGGAGCAGGACAUGCUUCUGUUCCUGCCCUCCGUGCAGCGCUGUGCGUCGCACACCCUUGAGCAGAUCGUCAACGAGGACUUUUGGCAGGCUGUGUCCCAGGGGCCUAUGUGCCAGCUGUUCUACAGCGCGAUGGCAAAGGUGUUCGCCAUGUGGAACAAGUGCCACCAUCUCCAGGUUGGACUGGACGCCGCAGAGGAAAUCGGGAAGAUGGCUCUUGCCGUCCCAGCUGUUAUCCGCUGGAACGUGGAGUACUGCGCGGUGCAGAAGAUAGUGUCUUUAAGCGAGCGUGAGCUGACGGAGCUCUGCGCCCGCUUGGAGGUCCCGCGCCUUCUGGCGGAGGAGCUCUCUUUCCUCAAGGAGUACGUGACCGUCUUCCACCCACUGGCGUUCGCACUCGAACUCUUCCAGGCGGAGCAGAAGUGCUACCUGGGACUCGUCAUUCCCACCGUUCUCAGCUUGAAGAACAAGCUAAACGAGCAGAAAGACGCCGCCAACUAUUUCAGCGACGUCAUCAAGAGCAUCGUGGUGGCCAUCGAGGUGCGCUUCCAGGAGCUGUUCACCAGCACGGAGGCGAAAAUCGCCACCGCCACCACUCCCCAGUUUCGCCUGUGGUGGAUGGCGGCCUCCGAGCGCGAGGAGAUGUGCUCCCUCCUGGCCACCGAGGCAUCCCAGAUGGAUCCCUGCAGCACCACCGAGGCGAACACCAGCCGCAGCCUGUCCACCAUCAAAUCAGAGGACGACUUCUUCAGCUACGGCUCCGCCAAGACGACCGUCAAGAUCCAGCAGUGGGGGGUGACGGAGGAGGUCCGCAAGUACGUCGAGGGAACGGGGAAGAGCCUGGAAUGCCUGCAAGACUUCCCGAGGGUGAAGCAGCUUUUCCUGAAGUACAACACCACCCUGCCCUCCACCGCCCCCGUCCAGCGCCUCUUCAGCCAGAAAGGCAACCUGGUCACGUCACAGAGGAACUCUCUCACCGACGACUACUUUGAACGCAUCCAACUUUUAAGAUACAACAGCAGCGUUUGUUCCUUAGUAGCAGAGUGAAGGUUUUUUUUUUGCAAUUACUUGAACAAUCAAAACAGAUCACAGGAAAAACCAGAUGAUUCCGUAAAUUCAGGCACUUUAGUUCAAAUGUGUUUUCUAAUGAUCUUGUCGAGCGCAAACAUCUCCCUCCACAAAGGCCUACGACUGACUGACAAUCAGAAUGAACCGACUGAUAAAAGCAUCUUUUCUAUCCACUGUUGUUGUGACGGAUUUUUUUGUUUUCCUUGAGCUAGUAUGUAUGUUUUCUACAGCUGUUCAAUGAGAAUGUAUGCUUGGUUUGCAUAUUUUAUAUCACACACACAUAAAUAUAUAUGUAUAUAUCAAA
This is a messenger RNA of Oryzias latipes (Japanese medaka), 2387 nucleotides long. It is a transcript of the gene zbedx, whose product is annotated as zinc finger BED-type containing X. Lineage: Eukaryota; Metazoa; Chordata; Actinopteri; Beloniformes; Adrianichthyidae. Gene Ontology annotation, molecular function: DNA binding. The record is from RefSeq and is a predicted model, not a curated record.